Echinops telfairi (small Madagascar hedgehog) is the source of this 1998-nucleotide messenger RNA. It is a transcript of the gene GINS4, whose product is annotated as GINS complex subunit 4. Gene Ontology annotation, biological process: DNA-templated DNA replication; double-strand break repair via break-induced replication. Gene Ontology annotation, cellular component: GINS complex. Bases 222 to 893 code for a protein of 223 amino acids. The transcript is spliced from 9 exons. The record is from RefSeq and is a predicted model, not a curated record. Lineage: Eukaryota; Metazoa; Chordata; Mammalia; Afrosoricida; Tenrecidae.
UCUCGUCCCGCUUCCCGGUGGUCUUGGGGAGAGCCCAGCCUGCUUCCCCGCGGGCCCCGCCCUGGCCACCAGCUGGCCUAAAGCGCCUGUCUGCCUUUCGGUACCUGGAGUACGAGGGGGCACCUGAGUAGGACCUCCGGUACGGUGUCUGAUUUAAAGAAGCAAAUGCACUACCAACCCAUAGCAACCCUAUAGGACAAGGUAGAACUGCCCCCGAGACAAUGGCAGAGCAAUUGGAUCUCGCGGGACAGGAAUCUGAUGGGGCGAGUGAUGAGGUGGUACUCACUCCUGCGGAACUCAUCGACAGGCUGGAGCAGGCCUGGAUGAAUGAAAAGUUUGCCCCUGAGCUGCUGGAAAGCAAGUCUGAAAUUGUGGAAUGUGUUAUAGAACAGCUGGAUCACAUGGAAGAGAACCUCAAGAAGGCCAGCAAAGGAGACCUGAAGGUCAGCAUCCACCGAAUGGAGACGGGGAGGAUCCGCUAUGUCCUCAGCAGCUACUUGCGGUGUCGGCUUGGGAAGAUCGAGAAGUUUUUCCCUCAUGUCCUUGAGAAGGAGAAAACACGCUCUGAUGGAGAGCCUUCCAGCCUGUCUCCAGAAGAGUUUGCCUUUGCAAAGGAGUACAUGGCUAAUACGGAGACGUAUCUUAAAAAUGUAGCCUUAAAGCACAUGCCUCCUAACUUGCAGAAGGUGGACCUCUUAAGGUCAGUUCCCAAACCUGAUCUAGAUUCCUAUGUGUUCCUGCGGGUGAACGAACGACAAGAAAACCUCCUGGUAGAACCAGAAACAGAUGAACAGAGGGACUAUGUGAUUGACCUGGAGGAGGGCUCACAGCACUUGAUCCGAUACAAAACCAUUGCACCUCUGGUUGCUUCAGGAGCGGUCCAACUGAUUUAGAGCCAGAAACAAAUCCACAGUAACGAAGACAUGGCACCUGAGGAGAAGCUAUUCAGAACACCUUCCCAUCAGUCCGUCUGGGCCUUAGCGCCCAGGCCGUAGUUGUGCAGGGGCCAGCCCUUCUUGGCAGUGCUGUGGCUCACUGGGAGAUUGUAAAGGAACUCGAGGAGGGUUCCUAAUAUUGCCCCGUGUUCCCCUCACUUCCUCCCUUUCUGCCCGUGAUCAGCAGAUGGGGCCAUUGCUCCAUCUAUUCUGAACAGUAGACAAAUAAAUGGAGACUUGUUUGUGGGAUGGUUGAGGUGUCUAGGGAAAGUGAGGGAAAGCAGUUCAGAAGAAGGAAUUAGUGCCUAUGAUUCGGGGACUAUUUCGGCCGACCUGACAAUGCGGGGAGAAUUCCUUUCAGCUUCCUCAUAGGAAGAUUGUAAAAAGCUUACAGAAAACAGCUGUGGCCUCCUGCCUUCUAGCACCAGCUUGUGUUAAUUAACCUUUUGGAACACCCCCGAUUGGACUUAAAAACCAGUUUCUGUCACACUUACCUGGGAGUCACAGCUAAACCCACACCAUUGUGAAGCGCCAGGCUGUGACAGAAGGUGCCUCUGGAUAGCUCUUUGCUUGUUGGCUAAUGAUUUUCUCCCCACUGCUACCCUGCAGGCUUCCUUGAAGCUCAGGCAGUUUGGCCAAGCCAGCCUCUGGUCAGUCUGUCUACCCUGGGCCACAUGAACUGCCCUACAUUGUGGCUGCCGUACGUGGCAGCUUUUCUUCAGGCUCCUCAUUUUCCCCCAGGAAAUCAAUGAAAUUGCCCUGAAGUGAACACAGCCAGCCCCGGAUCUGAAGGAGGGUAUCUGGGCAAGUAAUCGGUCAUCUUUUCCGUGCAGUGUGAUAAAACUGCGAACUGCGGGCCAGUCUUUUCUCUCCUGCCUGGGCAGCAAGAUUUCCUGUUGCAUGAGAAAGGCUUUCAGAGUAUUCGUUGCAGUCCUGCUGUAUCUCCAGGCAAAAUCCAAGGUUCUUGGCUAGUAAAAGUAUUUGCUAUUUCCCGUACUACCUUGAUUUUUUCCGGAGUGUUUUGACCCUUGGCAACCAUUCAUUAAACAAAUCUGCAUGAGUA